Molecule: messenger RNA, 857 nt
Organism: Rhipicephalus sanguineus (brown dog tick)
Lineage: Eukaryota; Metazoa; Arthropoda; Arachnida; Ixodida; Ixodidae
Exons: 3
Coding region: 101-622 (173 amino acids)
Source: RefSeq, a predicted model, not a curated record
GGUGCUCUUGCUUUAUUCGAUCCAAAAUAAUGUAACCAGUGUUUGUGGAAUUUCUGGGACGCAGGAAGCUGCUCCACUGCUCUGUACAGUCUCACGUACCAUGGUGCGGGCAAAGGAGCGGUGGCUCACGAUCGCAGCGUGGAACGGUAUCAUCAGGUUGGCGGUCGCCGUCAGGGUGGCCGUGGAAUUCCAUCAGCGGAUCGCAAACAACCCCAUGGCAGCACCCGCACUCAUGCGCACCGCCGCAUACCUUUGCACCAACGCUGCGGCAGCGGUACUGCUGCUUGGCAUUGUUCUUUAUGACACGGAUGCCAACCCGCUGUCCCACUACGUCCUGGUAUUUUUCUACACCGUUGCCAUUUAUGAGCAUCGCCAGGCGUUUCGCGACGCUCUCGAACUGGUUCGAACCCCUGCGGAGGCGCUGAACUACACCUGUUCCGUGUGGUGCGCCUCCGCAGGGUUCUGGCUGACUUUGUUUAUCGCCCUGGGUUUCAUCUGGUGUGUCAUACUUCCAUCCUCCUGGAGCGAAACCUGCGUCGGCCUUUUGGAACUGUUGCUUGCCGCUUCAGACAAUGCCGCUGUUUUCAACGCGGAAACUCUGCUCCCCGAUUUCUGGCCGUAGAGGUCAGCGCCUGCGGCCACCCGGUCCACCAACGAAGGCCUCAAGUUGUCACCUAGGCGGUUUUGUCGGUUGACGACCCGACGCGCGAGCCAGACCGCCGUUUGAUGUCCUAUAUGUUUCCUUUGAAUGAUGUAUCAUUGGAAAGUUAUCUUUUUCUACAUUUCAAAUAUAUUUAUAAAAACAAUCAACUUUUAGUAUAUGGGGAGGGGUAGAGAAAAAUAAAUGUUAUUUACAC